ACUAGGAGGAGAGGUAGAGUAUUUAAACACACCUCUUCUCUCUCUCAAUCAUAUUUCUCUGCAUCUUUCUUGCUUACCUGUGUUCCCUCAUAUUCAAUCACCUCCAAACCAUAAUUAACGCAAAACCCUAAAUCAAGAAAGCCAACGACACACUUCAAGGCGACAGAUAAGUCGGGUGCAUGCACCUCCUGGAUGCUUUGUGCAUGUGGGGUAACAGAGAGCUGAAAACGGUCUUUUCUUUCGAGGAACUAAUAUAGGAUGCGGAGGUGGUUGUGCUGUACUUGUCAAGUCGAAGAAUCUGUACCAUCAAAUGACAAUGAAUUCGUAAAGAAUUCAACGGAACAUGGGGAUGGGCACCAAAAGGGUUCGAAAGGAUCUCCUAUCAAGUCUGAAGUGCAAAAGGCAGUGCCACCGAUGGAAGUGCCUGCACUUUCGUUGGAAGAACUGAAAGAAAAAACUGACGAUUUUGGAUCAAAGGCGCUGAUUGGUGAAGGUUCAUAUGGAAGAGUUUAUUUUGCAACCUUAAAUAAUGGAAAAAAUGUGGCUGUGAAAAAACUUGAUGUUUCUACUGAGGCUGAAUCGAAUAAUGAGUUCUUGACUCAGGUUUCCAUGUUCUCAACGCUAAAGCAUGAGAAUCUUAUCGAGUUGCUUGGCUACUGUGUCGAAGGAAAUGUACGUGUCCUGGCUUAUGAAUUUGCAACGAUGGGAUCUCUACACGACAUUUUGCAUGGUAGGAAGGGUGUGCAAGGAGCACAACCAGGGCCAGUGCUUGAUUGGAUGCAACGGGUAAGGAUUGCUGUGGAUGCAGCAAGGGGACUCGAGUACUUACAUGAGAAGUCCCAACUGUCGAUAAUACACAGAGAUAUAAGGUCGAGCAAUGUGCUCUUAUUUGAAGACUUGAAAGCCAAGAUUGCCGACUUUAACCUUUCAAAUCAGUCACCAGAUAUGGCCGCUCGUUUGCAUUCUACUAGAGUCCUGGGUACCUUUGGCUAUCAUGCACCAGAAUAUGCAAUGACUGGACAGCUAACACAGAAGAGUGAUGUUUAUAGCUUUGGGGUUGUUCUGCUUGAGCUUCUAACAGGCCGGAAGCCUGUUGAUCACACCAUGCCUCGUGGACAGCAGAGUCUUGUCACUUGGGCUACUCCAAGGCUAAGUGAAGACAAAGUUAAACAAUGUGUUGAUCCAAAACUCAAGGGAGAAUAUCCUCCAAAAGCAGUUGCAAAGUUGGCAGCUGUGGCAGCAUUGUGUGUGCAGUAUGAGUCUGAGUUCAGGCCUAAUAUGAGCAUUGUGGUGAAGGCUCUUCAGCCACUUCUCAAGGCUUCUUCUGCACCAGCACCAGCAGCUGAGGUGUAGAAACGAAAAGAAAGCAUGGGUGUGUUCAUCUGUAGAUUCUAUCUCCAUCUCUAUCUAUACACACACACAACACAUCUAUAUAUAUAUAUAUAAAAUAUAAUAUGCAUAUAACGUAUGAUUCUUGCGUUUGAGUUUGUGCCGGCUGUUUUUGUUUGCUGAAGUCGGGAUAAUUAUGGAUAGAGUGGAAUUUGGUUUUGUUUUCUGGUGAUUCUUUUGAUAUUGCAUGAGGUUUUCAAGACAGACCUUCAUGUCUUUGUUUUUAUUCAUUUGAUUCAACAAAUGAGUUGGUUGGUAUCUUCAACUUUC
This is a messenger RNA of Cynara cardunculus var. scolymus (artichoke), 1659 nucleotides long. RefSeq names its product PTI1-like tyrosine-protein kinase 1. NCBI's taxonomy places the organism in Eukaryota, Viridiplantae, Streptophyta, Magnoliopsida, Asterales, Asteraceae. The transcript is spliced from 8 exons. Bases 259 to 1353 code for a protein of 364 amino acids. The record is from RefSeq and is a predicted model, not a curated record. Gene Ontology annotation, molecular function: protein tyrosine kinase activity; ATP binding. Gene Ontology annotation, biological process: protein phosphorylation.